Molecule: messenger RNA, 1915 nt
Organism: Dipodomys spectabilis (banner-tailed kangaroo rat)
Lineage: Eukaryota; Metazoa; Chordata; Mammalia; Rodentia; Heteromyidae
Gene: Rnd3
Product: Rho family GTPase 3
Exons: 5
Coding region: 273-1007 (244 amino acids)
Biological process (GO): small GTPase-mediated signal transduction
Molecular function (GO): GTP binding; GTPase activity
Source: RefSeq, a predicted model, not a curated record
UCCCAGAGAGCGUGAAACAAAGCAGUCGGAUCGGAAUUGGACUUGGAAGGCGCAGCGUGGAGUCGGGCAUAAAACUUGUUGGAGGGGAGUAACGAGUCGGCUCCUCUCGUUCUCCCCCUCAUCCACGCUGUGCUACAGGGGGCUCUCCCACCAGCCUUACGAUUUAUUUUUAUAUCUGCGUUUUUAAAAAUAUAUAUAGAGAGAGAAGUGUAUAAAAUAUAUUUUCUUCUUACGGGAAAAUUCCUUUUCCAAGAGAAAAUAAGGCAACAUCAAUGAAGGAGAGAAGAGCCAGCCAGAAACUAUCCAGUAAAUCUAUCAUGGAUCCUAAUCAGAACGUGAAAUGCAAGAUAGUCGUGGUGGGAGACAGCCAGUGUGGGAAAACAGCGCUGCUCCACGUCUUCGCCAAGGAUUGCUUCCCCGAGAAUUACGUCCCUACAGUGUUUGAGAAUUACACGGCCAGUUUUGAAAUCGACACACAAAGAAUAGAGUUGAGCCUAUGGGACACUUCGGGGUCUCCGUACUAUGACAACGUCCGCCCGCUCUCUUACCCAGACUCUGAUGCUGUGUUGAUUUGCUUUGACAUCAGUAGACCAGAGACUCUGGACAGUGUUCUAAAAAAGUGGAAAGGUGAAAUCCAGGAGUUUUGUCCCAAUACCAAAAUGCUCUUGGUCGGCUGCAAGUCUGAUCUUCGGACAGAUGUUAGUACAUUAGUAGAGCUCUCAAAUCACAGGCAGACUCCAGUGUCCUAUGACCAGGGGGCAAAUAUGGCCAAACAGAUUGGAGCAGCUACUUACAUUGAAUGCUCAGCUUUACAGUCAGAAAAUAGCGUCAGAGACAUUUUUCACGUUGCUACCUUGGCAUGUGUAAAUAAGACAAAUAAAAACGUUAAGCGGAACAAAUCCCAGAGGGCCACAAAGCGGAUUUCACACAUGCCUAGCAGACCAGAACUCUCAGCAGUUGCUACGGACUUACGAAAGGACAAAGCAAAGAGCUGCAGUGUGAUGUGAAACUUUUCCUGAUCUUGAAUGAGGACAAGAGAAUCUAGUGUAAAAAAAAGAAAGAGAGAAAAGGAGCAAAACAAGUGAAAUCUGAGUGAAGUGCACAGCCAAAGUCACAUAUAUCGCAGGCCCCUGAAGGGAUAACUGUGUUUUUGGAAUCCUGUCCUUGGCACGUAGAUCGAGUGGUGAGAAGUGAAUAUAUUGAAGAGUUUUGACGUGUGACUUGAAAGAUAUGCCAAAAAAAGAGAUACAGAUGGGCUAAAGAUAGAUGAGGAGGAAUGCGAGUACUUCCAAGAAGAAAAAAAUCACACUCUGAAUGGUGCUUGCUUAUUUUUUGUUAUUGUUGUUUCCUUACAAUUUGUUCGUGAAUCUCUACUUUGAUUUUAACUUUUCAAUGUUUUAGUUGCCUUUACAAAAAGUAUAUAUUAAUAUACCAUCCUCAUUGGGGAACUGGCACUGUGACCUUAGUGUUUAGGUUUUUUUUUUUUUCCUAAGAGGAUGUGAUCUAAUUUCCUCCUAGCUCAUCAUUAAAAUGGAAAUUGUAUCAGGACCUAUGGGAUUCCAGAGGAAAACUUCAUGAGGCUUUGAAAUCUUGCCUUCCUGAAGAUUGCUACUGAGCAAGAUAGUUUUAAAAGAAAGGCUUUUGAGUCCUUGCAAGAUGUGUAGACCAGCACUACAAAGAUCGCCUAGAUCAAAUAGGAAAAAAAAAAUGGUGUUGUUUUUUAUUCUGUCUGAUGGUUCUGUUCCUCAAUGUGAUCGUCAUUAACAAGUGGUAUAUUGCUCAAUGUAAUAUUUUUGUGCACUGUUUAGAGAAGAGGGUUGUGAUUUUAGGUUUUUUUUGCCAUCGUUGAUAAAAAUGCAAAGUCAAAUAAAAAGUGUCUUGCUUUGGUGUCAUAGAAUGAUUCCAGGAGGAAAAA